This is a messenger RNA of Physeter macrocephalus (sperm whale), 1441 nucleotides long. It is a transcript of the gene HOXD11, whose product is annotated as homeobox D11. The record is from RefSeq and is a predicted model, not a curated record. Bases 1 to 999 code for a protein of 332 amino acids. Lineage: Eukaryota; Metazoa; Chordata; Mammalia; Artiodactyla; Physeteridae. Gene Ontology annotation, biological process: regulation of transcription by RNA polymerase II; anatomical structure development. Gene Ontology annotation, molecular function: DNA-binding transcription factor activity, RNA polymerase II-specific; RNA polymerase II cis-regulatory region sequence-specific DNA binding. Gene Ontology annotation, cellular component: nucleus. The transcript has 3 exons.
AUGAACGACUUUGACGAGUGCGGCCCGAGCGCAGCCAGCAUGUACCUGCCCGGCUGCGCCUACUAUGUGGCCCCAUCGGACUUCGCCAGCAAGCCGUCGUUCCUGUCACAACCGUCGUCCUGCCAGAUGACUUUCCCCUACUCUUCCAACCUGGCGCCGCACGUCCAGCCCGUGCGCGAAGUGGCCUUCCGCGACUACGGCCUGGAGCGCGCUAAGUGGCCAUACCGCGGCGGCGGCGGAGGCGGUGCAGGGGGCGGCGGCGGCGGCCCCGGCGGGGGCGGCGGCGGCGGCGCCGGUAGCUACGCUCCCUACUACGCUGCGGCGGCGGCGGCGGCGGCGGCGGCGGCGGCCGAGGAGGCGGUCAUGCAGCGAGAGCUGCUCCCGCCCGCGGGCCGCCGUCCGGAUGUGCUCUUCAAGGCGCCGGAGCCGGUGUGCGCCGCGCCCGGACCGCCGCACGGCCCCGCGGGCGCCGCCUCCAAUUUCUACAGCGCCGUGGGCCGCAACGGCAUCCUGCCGCAGGGCUUCGACCAGUUCUACGAGGCUGCACCCGGGCCCCCCUUCGCCGGACCGCAGCCCCCUCCGCCGCCCGCGCCGCCGCAGCCCGAGGGCGCCGCCGACAAGAGCAACCCCAAGACCGCGGCCAGUGGCGGCGGGGGAAGUCCCUGCGCCAAGACCCCCGGCUCGGAGCCCAAGGGGGCGGCAGAGGGCGGCGACGGCGAGGUGCCCCCGGGGGAGGCGGGGGCUGAGAAGAGCGGCGGCGCAGUGACCCCCCAGCGAUCCCGAAAAAAGCGCUGUCCCUACACCAAGUAUCAGAUCCGCGAACUGGAACGGGAGUUUUUCUUUAACGUGUACAUAAACAAAGAGAAAAGACUCCAACUUUCUCGGAUGCUCAACCUCACUGACCGGCAAGUCAAAAUCUGGUUCCAGAAUCGCAGAAUGAAAGAAAAGAAACUGAACAGAGACCGUCUGCAGUAUUUCACUGGAAACCCCUUAUUUUGAGAGCUCCAGGAAGCACCCCUCUCCCGAGCCCCACUCACCCACUCUCCUCCCCACCAGUCUGCCCUGGGCAGGCCCAGUGUCCUUGGGUUUAAUGACGCCUCUUCUCUGUGGAACUCCACGAUUCCUUCCUACGGUCAACUCGGGACCUCCCAGCGACCACUGCAGCCUGCGGACGAGGUCGGGGACUUGGCCGAACGGAUCCUAAUAAGGGGAAAAUGCAAGCUUCUAUGUCUACCACCGUAGGAGAGCCGAACCUAGAGAUGCCAUUUCGCGUUUGCCUGGCCUUGGAGAGCCACACGGGGGCGUGCUCACGUUCCAGAAGCCGCAUUUGUCGGAGAGACAGCGGUACCAUAUCUUUCCAAUACUGGAUUCUAAUAGCGGUUAGAAAUUGCUGAGGUGUUUGAUGUUUGUUUAUUCUAAGCAGCCAUGAGGUUGGGAAGUU